AUGAGCAGCGCAGGACAUAAAACAUUUGAUGAAAGUGAUUUAGUGGAUAGUGUAGAUGCUACAGUUGCCACAGAUGCCUUCACUCCCUCUGUUAAGCCAGUUUAUAAUUCUAGCAGCAGCGACGACGACGACGAUGAUGAUGACGACGAUGCUCCCGUAGAGGCAGCCUCAACAAAGAUCACCGCUAAAGAUCAAAAUAGAUUGGAUAGAGAACAUGAAGAACGUCAGAAGCACAAUAAGCGUAAAGUUAAGAAUCAGCGUCAGUCACUUAAGAAGCAGUUGAAGGAAACGCAGCCAGAGCCAUCUACAAGUCAGCAGAGUGAUAGUGACAGUGACAGCGACAACGAUGACAACCAACUCCCUGAUAGACUUCCAAUAGAUAUAUUCGAGCAGGCUGCUCAAUAUGUUCCAAGGUCUAUGUCCAAAUCAACCCAACAGUCACAGCCACAGCACAAGAAACAAAAGAAAUCACGUAAAGAGCAAAUCAUCGGUAACAAACUCAUCAAAGUAUCUCAAUCGUCUGUCUCAACUAACAGAGCAGAUGGCCUACUCGGUGAUGGUACAGGCAACUACGUUAACAAAUUCAACAAGAACAUCCUCAAUAGAAAGCGCAAAAAUGUUAGGAAACCUGCUCAUAUCACUCACGCUCAAUUUAUCGGUGGCCACAAACCUGCUGCAAAUUUUGCAUCAAAACAUAAUUAA
Molecule: messenger RNA, 702 nt
Organism: Wallemia ichthyophaga EXF-994
Lineage: Eukaryota; Fungi; Basidiomycota; Wallemiomycetes; Wallemiales; Wallemiaceae
Exons: 1
Coding region: 1-702 (233 amino acids)
Source: RefSeq, a predicted model, not a curated record